Molecule: messenger RNA, 1292 nt
Organism: Lathyrus oleraceus (garden pea)
Lineage: Eukaryota; Viridiplantae; Streptophyta; Magnoliopsida; Fabales; Fabaceae
Product: probable E3 ubiquitin-protein ligase RHB1A
Exons: 6
Coding region: 320-940 (206 amino acids)
Cellular component (GO): cytosol
Molecular function (GO): ubiquitin-protein transferase activity
Source: RefSeq, a predicted model, not a curated record
UGGAAGAAUUUUCAAUAUUUCCGUGCCAAUCUUUCUCUCUCAUACACGUAAUAAACCCGCACUCUCCUUUCUCGCACACUCGCAACUCUUCCGCACACACUUUCUCUUCUCCUUCAUCUUCUUCGUCUUCACCCUUGCUCAAUUUCAGUUUCAAUCCUCAAUCGUAAGCUCAAUUAUCAGAUACUAUAGCUCGAAUUUCGUGUAAGAUUCACCGUUACGAUUCUAGGGCAAAGAAAUUAGAAGGAUUCUGUGUUUAUAGGUUGAUGAAGGUGAAAAGAUGCGUCCAAUGCUAAUUGUUGGUUGCUGGAGAUAAGGUACUAUGGGCGGUUGUUGCUGUUGUGCCUCCAAGGAGACUGUGUUGAGUGCUCCACCUGCUUACUAUUUUCAGUAUCCAAGAGCAUCAGAUGAGCAUGUUCCACUAUCUUCUCAUCAAGGUGCUCCCUCUGCUUUCUCUGGAAGGCUCUUGGUUGAUACUAAUCUAGAUACUUCGAGUCCUGAUACUUAUACACCCCCUCCUGCUCCUAUCCCUUUCAACGUGACAUUCGAUGCCACUCAGACUGCACCUGUGGUUCAAGAAAUUUCCUGCGACAAGAACAAUACAAAUUCUAAUUCAGUUCAAGAACCAUCUGGAGACAAUCAUGGAACCUCACCUAAGUCAGAAGAACUGAAGGAAUCAGAAUGCAAAGGUCAGACUGAUUUAGAACUAGACUCGGCAAAGGAUUCUGAAAUUGAACUUCCAAAGUUGGGAGAACCUAUAAAUUUAGUAGAAGAAGAGGAUGGAUGCCCGAUAUGUUUAGAAGAAUAUGAUGCAGAGAAUCCAAAACUAACCACAAAGUGUGAGCAUCACUAUCACCUUGCUUGCAUUCUGGAGUGGAUGGAAAGAAGUGAAACUUGCCCUGUCUGUGCUCAGGCCUUGGUUUUCAGCCCUCCCAUUGAAUAGUACAUUACAUAUCUUUGAUAUCAACAUGAGAGGUCAAAUAUACUGCAUGUUAGUUUUUGAUAAGCCGAGGUUACAAAAUCAUACUAGUCUGGCAAACCGAGCUUAUGGCUGUAUUUUGAUUGCUUUGGUUUUCUACAUUUCAUUGGGGUUAAUUCCAUUUUUCAUGCAGAGCCCUUGUGUUGGUUUCAGGAAAUUAAUGGAGAGUAGAAUGCUUACAUUGUGUAUAGUUUUUCAACUGAAAUGUUUAGUUGAUAUCGAGAUACUACAUAAGAUGCCUUGCAUAGAUUUUUAUUAGAGACAUGUUAUUGCAAAACAUGACGGUUAAUAUAAUUUUUGGUUCUUUUCUUGUUUU